UCGUAAGUUUGAUCUAAGGUCUUUUACUUCAUGCGGUGAUUUGGUUGCUGAAGUUUAAGGCUCUUGGUUCCGCCUGCUCACCGCUGGAUGUCAUCGAAGAGUUGAGCGACUCACCCGGUUUGGGAUUCAGAGCUCGCUGCGUUUCCCAAGCCGCGCGUUGAGGGGAGGUGGCCGGCGUUUCGGAUACACCGCAUCCCCGCAUGCCAGCUCAGUGCUCCGCUUUUAUUAAACUAGGGGAACAGAAAGCAGGAUGUCGGAGUUCCUGGUGACCCUCCUCGGGGAGCGGGUGGUGAACAGCGACAGGGCUGAGGUGGACGUGCAGGCGCUGGGCGGCCGGCUGUCCUUGCUAGGGCUCUACUUCGGCUGCAGCCUCAGCGUACCGUGCCGGCAAUUCAACGGCAGCCUGCGCGACUUCUACUGCAAGUUCAAGAAGGCGUCGGAGCGCAGGGAGGAGCUGGAGAUCGUCUUCGUCUCGUCGGACCAGGAUCAGAAACGCUGGCAGGAGUUCCUGCAGGAGAUGCCGUGGCUGGCGCUGCAUAUCAAAGACAAGCACAAAAAGAUGAAACUUUGGAAUAAAUAUCGGGUGACCAGCAUCCCAUUUCUGGUGUUCGUGGAUGCCGCCACAGGCAAGAUGGUGUGCCGAAACGGCCUUCUGGUGGUUCAGGAUGACCCCAAAGGGCUGGAGUUCCCCUGGCGGCCCAAACCGUUCGCUGAGGUGGUGGCAGGACCCCUCCUCAGGAAAGACGGCCACGUGACAGACAGCAGCUCUCUGGAUGGCUCCUAUGUUGGAGUUUACUUCUCUGCCCACUGGUGUCCGCCAUGCCGCAGUUUGACCCGGGCGCUGGUGCAGUCCUACCACAGGCUGAGGGAGGCCGGUCACCGGCUAGACGUCGUGUUUGUCAGCGCCGACAGGUCUGAGGACUCCUUCACGCAGUACCUGAGCGAGAUGCCCUGGGUGGCCGUCCCAUACUCCGACAAGGCCCGGCGCUCACGGCUCAACCGGCUCUAUGGGAUACAGGGAAUCCCCACGCUGAUCCUGCUGGACACGGAUGGCCGGGUCAUCACGCGGCAGGGUCGUGCGGAGGUCCUGAGUGAUCCAAACUGCUGGCGGUUCCCCUGGCACCCGCGGCCCGUGGUGGACCUAAGCGAGUCCAAUGCCGUGCAGCUGCACGAGGGGCCCUGUCUGGUGCUGUUUGUGGAUGCAGAGGAGGAGGCGGAGCUGGAGCCGGCGCGGGAGCUUCUCCGGCCAAUAGCAGAGAAGAUCCUGGCCAAUCACAAGGCCAAGGGGGAGGAGCCGCCCCUGCUCUUCUUUGUGGCUGGAGAGGACGACAUGACUGACUCUUUGCGCGAUUACACCAACCUGCCAGAGGCGGCGCCGCUGCUCACCAUCCUGGACAUGGCAGCUCGGGCCAAGUUCGUGCGCGACGUGGAGGAAGUAACGGCCGCCGUGGCAGAACAGUUUGUGAGCGACUUCCUGGCAGAGAAGCUCACACCAGAGCCUAUCUAAACCCAGGGGAGCACAUGCCGAAUCCCUGCUUCCUUUCUGAUUGGACACCACUCCCACACGACGUCAUUUAUGUUCUAUUAUGUCUUUUCACGCACCGAAAAUCAGCAUAAGCCCAGCAGUCCAAAUAUCAGCAUUGUUUUUAUUUUUCCAUUUUUUAGAACACAGAUGUGUACACUAAUUAUAAAAACAACAAUAAAGUGAAAGCUGUUGAUGACUCGGGGGACCGAAACGUUAAUUAUAUCCUCUGUCAUUGUGUUCCUUUGUUGAU
Molecule: messenger RNA, 1775 nt
Organism: Brienomyrus brachyistius
Lineage: Eukaryota; Metazoa; Chordata; Actinopteri; Osteoglossiformes; Mormyridae
Product: nucleoredoxin-like
Exons: 9
Coding region: 251-1507 (418 amino acids)
Molecular function (GO): thioredoxin-disulfide reductase (NADPH) activity
Source: RefSeq, a predicted model, not a curated record